This is a messenger RNA of Phymastichus coffea, 7306 nucleotides long. Its product is annotated as fatty acid synthase-like. Lineage: Eukaryota; Metazoa; Arthropoda; Insecta; Hymenoptera; Eulophidae. Gene Ontology annotation, biological process: fatty acid biosynthetic process. Gene Ontology annotation, molecular function: fatty acid synthase activity; oxidoreductase activity. The record is from RefSeq and is a predicted model, not a curated record. Bases 1 to 5964 code for a protein of 1987 amino acids. The transcript is spliced from 14 exons.
AUGGUCGGAUUCAAUAUAGAGAGUGCAGGGAACAAGGUUGUUAUAUCAGGAAUUGCAGGAAGAUUCCCAAAUUCGAAUAAUAUUACGGAAUUACAAAACAAUUUGUUGAAUAAAGUUGACUGUACCACAACUGAACAUAAGCGAUGGGCCAUUGAUGAUCCCAGAAUUCCUAAUCGCUUGGGAGUAUGUAAUGAUAUUGAAAAAUUUGAUCGUAUAUUUUUCGGUAUUCACACGGCUUUAACGGAUAUUAUGGACCCUGUAUCAAGAAUGUUACUGGAACAUAGUUUUGAAGCUAUUAUGGACGCUGGUAUCAAUCCUCGUAGUUUGAGAGGUGAAAAAAUUGCAGUAUACUCUGCUACAAACUUAUCAGAAUCAGAGAAGCGAGCUUAUGAUCCAAAGGCAAAGAAAAGUGGCUUUGGUAUAAUGGGAGGAAGCAAAGCCAUGAUUGCAAAUCGUAUAUCAUUUUUUCUUGGUUUGACUGGACCAAGUAUAAACAUAGAUUGUGAUACUACUAGCUCUGCUGUCGCUCUUGAAAGAGCAUACACGGGGAUAAAAAAUGGAGAAUUUAAUGGCGCUAUAGUAGCAGGUGGUGUGAUGGGUCUACAUCCUCAUGUAUCUUUUCAAUUACGUGCUAUUGGUCGAUUGUCUCUGGAUGGAGUUACUAGAAGUUUUGACGAUGAUGCCGAUGGCCACACUCGUAGUGAUGGCAUCACUGUGUUAUUCCUUCAACGAGCUCAAGAUGCAAAACGUAUCUACAUAGAAGUUCUUAAUAUUCGUGCUGCUCAUACAGCACCAUUUUGUUACACCAAUAUGACUGAUAUCAUACCAACGCGUGCACCACAAGUAAAGUUAAUGCAAGAGCUAUUGAAAGAAUCUGGAUUAUCGCCAGAUGACAUUUCAUUUUUAGAAGCUAGUGGUAUGGGUUUCAAAGAUAUCGAUGCAGAUGAACUUGAAGCUAUAGCCGAGGUAUAUAGCAAAAGAAAAAAGCCAUUACUUGUUGGAGCCAUCCAAUCUAAUUUAGGAAAUACCAUUCCAAUCAAUAGCGCAAUAGGGAUAAUAAAGAUGAUCAUUGCAUCAGAAACUGGACAAAUUGCGCCUAAUUUAAAUUAUGACAUUCCCAAUUCUAAAGCACCGUGUUUGGAAAACGGUAAAGUUGAAAUUCUAACAGAAAUGACACCUUGGACUGGACAAUAUUCUUCUGUACACACUAUUAGUAUUACUGGAUCAAUCGCAAAUAUAUUAUUAAAAACUCAUAAUAUCGAAAAGAAAAAUGAUGGAAUACCCGAUGAUGAUUUACCAAGAUUGGUUGUAGUUUCUGGUCGUACUGAAGAAGCAGUUGAUACCCUUCUGAGUUAUAUGGAGGAUAGACCUGUUGAUGCUGAAUUAUUACAAAUGUUUUACGAUAUUUUUGAAUCUGGAAUAGAUGGACAUUUGUACCGCGGAUAUUCAUUGGUACCUGCUAAAGGGUUGUUAUCAUCCGAUGCAAAAAAACGGGAAACAUUUUUCAACUCAGGAGAAACACGAGAAAUUUGGUGGGUCUUUUCAGGAAUGGGUUCACAAUGGGUUGGCAUGGGUGAAGCAUUAUUGAGAAUACCCGUGUUUAACGCUGCUAUAAAGAGAUGCGACGCAGUUUUGAAACCUCGAGGAUACGAUAUUUAUAAAAUUAUUUGUGACAAAGAUCCAAAAAUGUUUGAUAAUAUAGUUCAUUCAUUUAUAGGUAUAGCUGCCAUACAGAUUGCCUUGGUGGAUGUACUUAGAUCGCUUGGAAUGAAACCCAAUUUUAUUAUUGGGCAUUCUGUUGGAGAGCUCGGAUGCGCUUAUGCAGAUGAUUGUUUCACUGCUGAGCAAAUGGUUUUAGCAGCUCUGUCCCGUGGAUUGGCAUCAAAAGAAGUAGAUUUGAUUCAUGGUGCCAUGGCAGCGGUGGGUCUAGGAUAUGAUGAUGUGAAACCACUUUGUCCGCCAGAUAUUGACGUAGCCUGUCACAACGGUCCAGACAGUUCAACGAUCAGUGGACCUGCAGAGUCCUUGAGAGCGUUCGUUGCUAGUUUGACGGCUAAAAAGAUUUUUGCAAAAGAAGUAGCUAGUAGUAACAUUGCUUAUCACAGUCGUUACAUUGCACCAGCAGGCCCGAAACUAUUGGAAUACUUGCAGAAGGUUAUUCCAAAGCCAAAUCCACGUAGUGAGAAAUGGUUAAGUACCUCAGUUCCACGAAGUGAAUGGAAUACUUUAAAAGCACGUCUUUGUUCGGCUGAGUAUCACACUAAUAAUCUUUUGAGUCCUGUUUUAUUUGAAGAAACAUCACGUAUGAUACCACAAAAUGCCAUUUGUAUAGAAAUUGCCCCACAUGGCUUGCUACAAGCUAUCCUUAAAAAAUCUUUAUCGCCCAACUGCAUUAAUGUGCCAUUAACAAAACGAGGUCAUCCUGACAAUGUUGAAUUCAUGUUGACUGGACUUGGAAAAUUGUAUAACAUUGGAUUGAAUCCUAAAAUAUCAAAUUUGUAUCCAAAAGUCAAAUAUCCAGUUGGAAAAGGAACACCUUCGAUAUCUUCUCUGGUCAAAUGGGAUCAUAAUACUGAUUGGUACGUCACUUAUUUUGUUCCAAUUGAAAAAACAGUAGAAGGAGAAGUGACAUUUGAGAUGAAUCUUCACGCAACUGAAAAUGAAUACUUGAAGGGAUGUAGAAUCAAUGGUGAAAUUAGUAUCCCUAUUUCACUAUGCUUGGUUAAAGCGUGGGAAAUUUUGAAAACGUAUAAUGAGAUCCCAGUGGACAAUGUUGUGUUUGAAGACAUCCAUAUCCAUACAUUACGAGUUACAGUUCCAGAAGACAAUAUUGUAAAGCUGACAAUCAUGGUUACUAAAGGAAAUAAGAAGUUUGAAAUUGUUGAGUCUGAUAGACUCGUAGCUAACGGUACAAUAAAAGCUAUGGAACCAGCUAAUGUUGAACGUUUAGAUGCAAGCAAAUUAUAUUCCCAGCAACAAGUCAAAUACGACAUUGAAAACGAAGACUUUUAUACAGAACUGGAAAUGCGCGGUUUUCAAUACCUAGGAAAUUUCAAAAAUGUACUGAAGUCAUCGAUUAGUGGUAACAAUGGCUUACUAAAAUGGGAUAAUAACUGGGUAACAUUUAUAGACAGUGCAAUUCAAUUGUAUGCAUUUGGAAAUGACGUUCGUCAAGCUCAAGUUCCAUUUAUUAUUAGGAAAGUUAUUAUUGAUCACCAGAAACAUGAAGAGGCUGUUCACAAUUCAGAAAUAACUGCUCAUAUUGAUAAAAAUUUGAAUUGUAUAACUGCUGGAGGUUUGGAAAUACAAGGUUUGAGAUUAUCGACGUUACCAAAAAAUUUAGAACAAAAUAAAUUGAGUAGUGACAUAUUAACUAUCGUGCCAAACAUAGACAAAUCAAAUACUUCGAUUUCAGAGAGCUUGCGAAACAUAUUGCAACUAGUUUUAGAAAAUAGCUUUUCAAAUAACAUUCAAGUUGUUCAGAUUAUUGAAAAUGAAGGAUCGGAGGCAUCAAACGCCUAUAAAUCUCUGCUGUACAAUGUACCUGAAAUUUGUCUUUUCAAACAAGAACGCACUGUUUGCGAAGAAACCACAUUUAAUAAAGCUCUUACAAUACUGGUAGAAGAUUUGAAGGAGUACGAUGUAUCUCUUAUUUUCGAAAAACUGAGUAUCAAUAAAUUUUUAUUAACUAAUAUCAGGAAUGAACAGGAAGAUGCUUUCUUUAAAAUAGCAGAAUCAUCAAAUGUGAAGGUAGUUUUUGUAUGCAAAUUUAUUAAUAAUAACAACCUAGUUUUAUUCAGAAAAAAGCGAUUGUUUGCCAACACUCAAGUCAUUAAUGUGAAUGGAAACGUCAAAGAUACUAUAAAUAAAAUUAAAGCCAUAGGAGUUCCAGCGGACGAUGAACGAAUUGUUAUCGUUACGAAGCCCAAGGAUAAACAGAAUAUUGUCGAUCUUGUAAAACAGUUAGAGCAAUCAACAAAGUUGGACAAAAUUAGAAUAUUUGACGUCCAAGACGCAAAUACAUUGGAUAAUUUAUUUUCUGACCAAUUUUACAAAAGACAAUUAGAAAUCGAUUUGUUGAUAAAUGUACUAACACCAAAAAAGGUAUGGGCUACUCUAAGACGGACCACAGCUGCUAAUAACAUUCAACCUUGCAAAACUUGGACCGCUAAUCAAUUACAUCAAUAUGACCCAACAAAUGUGUUUUGGACGGAAGGACCCGUCGUUGAGCAAACUGAAAAUAUUGUCAAAGUCGAAUAUUCAAGUUUCAAUUCUCAAGACAUUUUGUUGGCUAACAAUACUUUCUUUUCUGAGAUUUCAGAAAUAUCUGGUAUCAACAGGAUAGCACCUGCAACGUUCGGAUUUGAAUAUUCUGGCACGGAUAUCAAAGGUAAUCGAGUAAUGGGUAUAACUUGUGGCAAUGCUUUGUCAACGUUUGUCAAAUCUAACCCGAUAUGGACUUGGACUAUGCCGCAAUCUUGGAGUUUUGAAGAUGGAGCAACUGUUCCUCUCUCAUAUAUUAUUGCUUAUGCGGCUCUUUUCGUCAAAGCAGAAAUAGAAGAAGGGGAAAAAGUUUUACUUCAUAACAUUUCUGAUGGACCUGGCUUGGCAAUGUUAAAUUUAGCUUUACGCAAAAAGUGUGACGUAUAUGCAACUUAUCAAACGGAACAGGAAAGAAAAUUGAUAAAACUCACUUCCAAUUUGCCAGAUAAUCGUUUAUUUAAUGCAUCGAAAGAAAGCUUUACGGAUGACGUAAUCUCAAGUAAUGGAGGACAAGGUGUAGACGUUGCUAUUUGCAAUCAAUGUGGAGCUAAAAAAGCAGAAUUAUUGUUUGCUGCAUGCAAACGUAAAGCUCGAGUUGUGCUUCUUGGUGAUAUGAAUGAUAACCGAUUCCAUGAAAGUAUAGGAAUGGAGAUUUUCCUGCGGGAAAUGAACUUUUUCUCUGUUGUACCAAAGCAAAUACUUAUAUCCAACUGUAAUGCCAAGCGUACUUUGGCUAACAUGUUACUAGAUGGUAUAAAAAAUGGUAGCGUUAAACCUUUAGCUCGAAAUGUUUAUGAAAAUAAAGCACUGAAUGAAGCUUUCCACGCUUGUUUAUUGAAGUCCAACCUUGGAAAGAUUGUUGUAAAAGUGUCUGCAGACAAAAAUGAAAAUGGUCAUGUAAUGGCUUUGCAACGUUUAUACUGCUCAAGCUCAAAAACUUAUGUAAUCAUUGAAGGCUUGGGCGCAUUUUGUUUGGAAUUUAUUGACUGGCUGAUAACGCGAGGUGCCAAACGUAUAGUUUUAGUUUCACAUUCGGAGGUUAAGGGUGGAUAUGCGAAUUUGCGUUUAAGUUUAUGGCAGAAGUACGGAGUGCAAGUCGUUUUGCGAACGAAAGUUGAUAUUUCUCAAUCACAAAAUAUUAAGACAAUCCUCAAAGAAGUUUCGUUAAUGGGACCCAUAGAUGCUAUAUUUGAUUUACAACGAAUGGCUUCGACGACAGGAAAAUCAAAUGCUGUUGACUCAACGACUAAAGCUUUGGAUCAAGAAUCAAGAUCAUUAAGCCUCGAUCUGCGUCUAUUCGCAGUCUUUUCAGCUGUAGAAAAUGCUACAGCUUUGCCGUCAAAAUUGAAAUUCAACAAAUCUUACGGUAUCGAUGACAUACAAGAACGACCAGUGAAAGACCUAUUAGAAAAGAGAAAGAAAGAUGGCCUGCACAGUAUAUUGAUAAGAUGGGGGCUUAAAAGUGAUAAUUCAGCUUCGAAGCCACCAAUUAAACAAUAUUUACAGAAGCUCGACGACGUCCUAACGAUAAAAGAAACUGUAGUCGAAAUAUCUUAUGCUUUACCAGUCACGGAUGAGAUUGAAAAAGAUACAGUUGAACUACAAAAGAAUCAGUUGGAUUCUGAAAAACAAGAAAGAGACGCUUUCGUAACAAAACUUAAUACACCAAUCAUAGAGGAUAUAUUCAUUCUUGACAUCUAAAUAUUAUUCGGAAUACGUGUAAUUUACAUCACACAUAUGUUAUUUAUUGAUUAUAGUUGAAAAAUAGAUAGUAAAUUGAAAAUUGACUUGGUAUUUUUAGAGAUUUUCUAGGAUAUACUGUUACGGUAUUUUACAUUACUAGAAAUAAAACUAAUUGAAAUAAUUAAAGUUUUCUUUGAAUUGAGUUGUCAGUCAAUAUUUCGUUAAAGUAAGAUUGAAAGUGAAAAAUAAUAAAAUUCAGUUGAUUAUUUCUUAAUUGGAAGUUCUCGUGAGAAGUAGUUUGAACUGCUCUAGGAAGUCCUUUUUCAAAGAAAUACGUUGAGACUUCCAAGAAUUUUCAGUCGAGUCAGCGCCGGCUGUACCGUGAUUUUGGCGCCUAGCCUGACUAAUAAUCCACCUACACCAUCAAAUAUUACAAAUCUUCAUUUAGGUAAUUAAAAUCGUAUCGUUAUUUUAUACAACGUGACUUUUUCAAUUCAACUAGUGUAUUAAAUUAAACUUUAUACAUUCUUAUUCAAAUUAGAAAAAGAAAAUAAUUACGAAGUUGUUGAUGGUAUGCUGAAAAUAGAAAAGAUGUUUUUUAAAAAGCUUAAAAUAAACAAAUGAAAAAAUAAAACUUCACCUAAAGACUGUAUAGCAGAAGAAAGAGCAUCCCAAAACGAUCAAUGGAUAGUCCAUUAAGCUAUAAUUCACCGAAUUUUUCUCUGUGGCACUCAGCUCGGUUAUUCGGCUCGUUCUAAUGGAUUUCGGCCACCCCACUUUGGGCACACCUUAAUGGAAAGAAAUGGUUAUAUAGUCUGCAGAAACUAUCAAAGAUGACCGAAAACACGAAAUUAUAUGCUUCACUUCAGCAAACAUACGGGAUAGUUUUUUACUGGUAUAAUAUAUGAGAUUGACUUAAAUAAUUCGUACUUUAAUUUAUUGUCUUGGAAUCAGGUCUUCGUUAUAUUUGAAUAGCACCGUAAUCGUAGAAAAAUUUAAAAAAAGGUAAAAAUAAGUACUUUAUCUGCAUUUCUUUUGGCUAUAUGCAAUGAGAAUUAUAUGAUCUGACUUUUAAUAAUUCAUAUUGUAUUUUAACUUAUUUGUGGCAAUAAAUUUAAAUCAUAAAUAUUCUGUUAUGUAUUGCCAAGAAUCUUGCUCAAUAUAUUAAUUAAAUCAACUUUAUACAAUCCUAGAAUGAUAUUUAUACAAUUUGAUGAUUUUCGGCUGAAAUUAUUUGGCUAAUACUUGACUCCCUCAAUUAUUGAAGAAAUAAUAGAAUAAUUCCCUGCAAAACAAAUGAAAACGAGCUAUUGUUUAUUUUCUUCGUACACGCUUUUUAUUAAUUUUCUUUUCUGGUUGC